Messenger RNA from Octodon degus (degu), 2060 nucleotides. RefSeq names its product diffuse panbronchiolitis critical region 1 (gene Mucl3). Lineage: Eukaryota; Metazoa; Chordata; Mammalia; Rodentia; Octodontidae. The record is from RefSeq and is a predicted model, not a curated record. The transcript has 7 exons. Bases 1 to 1797 code for a protein of 598 amino acids.
AUGGCCCAGCUGCCCCGUGGCCUCUGUUCCACGCUUGGCUUCCAGUGCUGCCUCCUCUUUCUUCUGGCUUCUUGGGAGGCAGUCCUAGACACGAAUGAGGCACUGCGGCACAGCGAGCCUGGGCGCGUGGAGCCGCGCCCCGGGGACGGAGGCGUCGCCGAGUUUCAGCUCUUAGCCAGCCGGCAGAGGGGGCCGGACCUGGAGCGGAGGGCACACCGGGGCGACCUGCAGGGCCCCACCCGGUGGUCUCCCCAGGGGAGUGAGGGACUCGGGGUGUCCACGCUGGGCAGGCCAGCCGUGGCGGUGGCAGCGGCCAUCCCGGGGCGGGGCGGGGUGCAGGGGCCGCGGGAGUCCCCGCCCCAGCUGGGCCCGGCGGGCGGCCGCGGACGAGCGGCUGCGCUGCUGGGAGGGGCUGCGGGAGAGGCCGGGUCGGGGAGCACCGUGUCCAGAGCGGCCAGCCGAAGGGAAGGCGCGCCUGGGAAGAGGAGCCCUCGGCGAACGGAACAUGGGCUCUCUGCCAUCUUCACCAUCUUCUUGUCCCACCCGUACUUCUAUGGAGGUCUAUGUCCCCUGGCCCCCAUCCUCCGCCUCAGCGGCGAGUCCAGGCCUUGUCUACGGCGAUCCCACUGGCCACACUGCUCUGCAUCCCGAAACCAGACCUCCAGGCCUCUCCAAAUCCACGGAAAUCCAGAGGCCAAAGCGCCACUGCAACAGCACACGCCGUUCCAGGCCGACUCGCAAGCCGAGCAUGGAGGACAGACCGUGGUGGCCCAUGAGGUCACAGGAGCCCAUACAACACCUCCAGAGCAUGGAGGACAGACCGUGGUGGUCCAUGAGGUCACAGGAGCCCACACAGAACCAUCAGAGCAUGGAGGACAGACUGUGGCGGCCCAUGAGGUCACGGGAGCCCAUUCAGAACCACCAGAACAUGGAGGACAGACCAUGGCAGCCCAUGAGGUCACAGGAGCCCACACAACACCUCCAGAGCAUGGAGGACCGACCACGGUCGUCCAUGAGGUCACAGGAGCCCACACAGAACCACCAGAACGUGGAGGACAGACCACCCUGACCCAGGAGGGGACAGAGGAGACCACAGAAGCCCAGACAAUGUCUCUGGAUCAUGGAGAAAAGACAACAUCGGCCCACAAGAAGACAAUAUCAAAGUCCACAGAACGCCCAGAAGAGACAACAUCAACCACAGAGAAAACCGCAAGCAUUUCCAAAAAUUCUGUAGAAUACCCAAAGACGACCACACUGACCACUGAAACCACAAAAACCUUCAUACAAUCUAUAAAAAUACCAGAAAAAACAGCAGAAGCACCACUAACAGCAGAGACUACAAGACACACAGCCAAGGCCACAGCAGACAAAUCAGUCCCUGUCACUUCUCCUCAUGUAAAGAAAACCGGGGUCACCCACCUGGGGCCUCUUGGUUCUUUGCUACCCACUCCAUCUGGAGCGCACCAGAGCCCCACCACAUCAGGGGCCCCAGACAACAAGAGUCACCCACAGCAGACCGGCGGCCAUUCCCAGACGGGCCCCCAUGCUGCAGCCACGGGCACACAGGGCUCCUUCCCUGCGUGGGCCAUAGUGGUUGUGGUCCUGCUGGCGGUGAUUCUCCUGCUCCUGUUCAUCGGUCUGAUUUUGGUCUCCUGUCUGAGUGCAGCACGCCACCGCGCACUGGCCCGGAACACCGAGGACAUCGACCUGCAGGACCAGGAGGGCCCUAACUCCUACCCAGUCUACCUGAUGGAGCAGCAGAACUUGGGCAGGGGGCAGGUCCCUUUCCCACAGUGACCCUCAUCAGGGCCCAGCCCCAGCCCCCUCAGCUUCUGCCACUUCCCGGGGAGACCCGUAAUUCCUAGUUCCUGGGCUCCAGGAGGGCAGGGGACACUGACUGUACCAGCAUAACUUCACUGUCAGCCUUGUUCUUAGUGGAGUGACAGAGGAGGAUGAGCUGGUUAUCAGGAAUGCACGUUUGGAGGCAAAAGAAGAAACAAGGAACACGAACAAGUGCUCACGGUGAGGAACAAGCUACUUCGCGGACCAGUGGGCUGGAG